AUGGCCUCAGAUCAGGAUGAAGAGGUCCCCCUGGAUGAAGACGAAAGUAACGGUAAAAGUGCUCGGCGACGUGAACAGGUCAGACGAGCGCAAAGAACACACCGAGAUCGCAAGGCUACCUAUGUCAAAACCCUAGAAUCGGAAGUGGCCAAAUUACGUGCGAAGGACUCGGCUCACGAGACAGAGGUGCUAGCCCUCCGCGGACUAAUUCGGGGUUUGAAGGAUCUGAUCAAGCAAUACAAAAUCAUCCUGCCGCCUGAUCUGGCAUCAGAUCCUCUCCUCUCGAGUCCCGAAGCCACGGUGGAAAUUUUCACCCUGGCGGAUCAGUCUCAGAGUAUCCGGGCGUAUUUUCCGGAGGACUACAUUCCCAAUCCCUCGACCUUUAUAUCACCUCCCACCACCAGCACCGAUACCACUUUUUCAUCCAUGCUGAAUCCUUCUACCUCAACUUCCUCCAGCGACCUCCUUCUCACUGGUCUCACCAUCUCAGACGCACCCAGUUUCACCCCCAGCCACGGUCAAAGUUCCCAAUCCGGACUCAACGUCAGCAUGCCGGUAUACCACCCCCACGGCCUAGGGUCUACACAAGUCGGCGUCGAGUUUGUGCUGGCCCUCGAACAGCCCUGUCUCAGGCAUCAUUACUCUCAUUGCAUCGACGCCGAGGGCAGUGGACAUGAGAUGAUGUUGAUGAGUCCCAUCAUGUCGCGCUCGCCGGCGCUCAAUGCAUCGCUGGACCCCCGAUCCGGGCUACCCAGCGGCUCCAAGUGGACGGUACCGGCGGUCGAGUUGGAGAAGCUGUUGGAGUUCUCGGACCGCCUGAGUCUGGACGGCGAGAUCACCCCCGUCGAGGUCUGGCAACGCAUCCGCCAACACCCCAACUUCAGCCUUCUCACUCGAGAGGGUUUGACUGCUCUUCAGAAUACGCUCGUGCCUCAGAUCAGGUGUUUCGGGUAUGUGCCCUCUGGAGGUAAUUCUUAA
Molecule: messenger RNA, 978 nt
Organism: Exophiala bonariae
Lineage: Eukaryota; Fungi; Ascomycota; Eurotiomycetes; Chaetothyriales; Herpotrichiellaceae
Exons: 2
Coding region: 1-978 (325 amino acids)
Biological process (GO): regulation of DNA-templated transcription
Cellular component (GO): RNA polymerase II transcription regulator complex
Molecular function (GO): DNA-binding transcription activator activity, RNA polymerase II-specific; transcription cis-regulatory region binding
Source: RefSeq, a predicted model, not a curated record